Clonostachys byssicola is the source of this 624-nucleotide messenger RNA. NCBI's taxonomy places the organism in Eukaryota, Fungi, Ascomycota, Sordariomycetes, Hypocreales, Bionectriaceae. The record is from the annotation of a GenBank genome assembly.
AUGCGAGAACCGAGUGGCGCUGAUGGGCAUUCUGGCCAAGAGAUGUGCCUCGAUUUAUAUAAGACUGUCCUGGGUCGGCGCCGCACUGAAGCCAUCCCCUCAUCCUCAUCCUGCCUCAUUUCUGUCGCCGCCGCCACUGUCGCCCCAGCCAUCGAGGCGCACCAGAGGCUCGAGACCAUCACCGACGAGAUCCUUUUCAGCAUCACGCUUCCAACCUUCACAACCCGCCGAAACGCGCUCGAUCUCAAUACCUCCGAUUGGGCCUCUGACGGGUGCACCUCCUCUCCCGACAGCCCGCUCGGAUUCCCUCUUACUCCCGCGUGUAACCGACAUGGUUUUGCCUACAACAACUAUCGUGCCCAGACCCGCCUCACUGCGAGCACCAAGAGGAAGAUCGACAACAACUUCAAGAAGGAGUACGUUUUUACUUUCUCGUCGUCGUCAGAAAUACAAGAAAGCCUCUACUACCAAUGUGGCAAAUGUGACAUACUACGCUUCGUCCGAGUCUUUGCUGGAGGCGGUGACGUUGCCCCGGGAAGCGAGAUGACCAACUUGCCCAUAUCUACAAGGAGAAGCUGGCCGUCUACAAUCAGCCCCUUGAUGAGGCCAGGGCAAAUGGCAUAG